Brassica napus (rape) is the source of this 3942-nucleotide messenger RNA. Its product is annotated as protein argonaute 9-like. Lineage: Eukaryota; Viridiplantae; Streptophyta; Magnoliopsida; Brassicales; Brassicaceae. Gene Ontology annotation, biological process: regulatory ncRNA-mediated post-transcriptional gene silencing. The transcript has 21 exons. Gene Ontology annotation, cellular component: cytoplasm. The record is from RefSeq and is a predicted model, not a curated record. Gene Ontology annotation, molecular function: RNA binding; protein binding. Bases 1131 to 3878 code for a protein of 915 amino acids.
GAGAAGAUCCAAAUAUAAUAAAAGGAAAUGGUCCAAACAACUUUUAUAAGUAGAUUUUUUGGGACUCCUUCCUUUUUAAUAGUAUUGAUGCAUACUUUGCAAUUGAACCAAGGUCAUAGAUUUCAUAUCCAAUAACCGGAGCUAAACCAAUUCGUCACACAGAGAGAAAAUAACUACAUAAGGGUGGUAUGUGUAACGUUGCAAAUGUGCAUAUAUUUAACGAAUAAUGAUAGGACACUGAAACGAAAAGAACGAUCAUAAUAUAUAGGAGCGAUAAGAAAAGGAAAUAUAACCCUUUAACAAAGAAAAAAAGGAGCUGUCCUUCUAAUCUUUCCUUAAACACCUCUCCUCUCUAGCUCUCUCUGCGUUGCUCUAGGGUUUCGUCGUGCUCUCGGUUUCCUCUUUCCAUCUCUGUGCAGAAGUAGGUAUACUUUUCUUCCUCAAAAUAGCUCAAUGUAUGAUCGUAUUUAAUUAUCUUUCUGCCAUGCAUAUUAACUGUUGAAUCCUUCGAUUUACUUGCUUGCAACUAUAUUAUUUUGUCUAUCGUGUUUGUUCUUCGUUUAUCGCUGAGAACUAGUGAUUAUCUCAACGUUUUUAGCAGAUUACAUCAUCGUCUUUCUCGGAGCAGCUCUGGCUUGUUUCUACCACUAUUUGAUCUAUCUGUUAAAUUAAAAAAAAAAAGUAAACGUUGUCGUGUGUUCUUGUUCUAUGAAAAUUUUGAUUUGUAUUUACCGAGAAAGACUUUCUGUUUUUUUUUUUGUUCCUUGGCUGCUCUGUGAUUUUUGUCUUUUUGGUUUUAAGAGGUCUCUCUCUUUUGCUUCACGCACACUCGCUUUUUACUAGUGGCCUUUCUUAUUUCAUAAAUCUUCAUGUGCACGUAGAUCUCUUCAUUAUUCUCCAUAAUGUUUUAUGUCUUGAUUCUGCCUGUAUGAGGUGUUUUGAUACAUUCUGAUGGUUUAUAUAUAUAUCAUUAUUCUCCAUCUUUUAACGCUAAUGGGUUUUACUUUCUAAACAAACUAUUUUGCUUGAAGAAUCUUGCGUUCAUUCUUUUAUCAUUGCCAUAAACAAAUUGUACACUGGGUGCUGUCUUUUUCUGCUCUUUCUGAGUUUUUUUUGCUUCCCUGCAGAUUAUGGGUUUUGAUAAAGGAAAAGGGCUACCACCUCCUUCCCCACCUGUCGUUCCAUCGAACCUUGUACCUGAAAUACUGGAGCCUAUCAAAAAGAACACUCUUCUUCCAAUGGCCCGGAGAGGCAGCGGGACCAAAGGAGUAAAGACACAUCUUCUUACCAAUCACUUCAGAGUCAAUUUCAACAACUCAAACGGCCAUUUUUUUCAUUACAGUGUUGCGAUUACAUAUGAAGAUGGUCGUCCAGUGGAGGCUAAAGGAAUUGGCAGGAAAAUUCUUGAAAAGGUUCAGGAGACGUAUCGAACUGAUCUAGGAUCCAAAUACUUUGCUUAUGAUGGCGAGAAGACUUUGUUCACCGUUGGUGCUCUUCCCAGCAACAAACUGGAUUUCUCUAUCGUUCUUGAAGACACACCUUCUAGCAGAAAUAACACUGGAAAUGCUAGCCCGAAUGAAUCAAAUGACGCAGACAGGAAAAGAUCGAGGCGACCAAAUCAAUCCAAGAAGUUCAUGGUUGAGAUAAGCUAUGCUGCAAGGAUCCCCAUGCAAGCUAUUGCAAGCGCUCUUCAAGGAAAGGAAACGGAUUAUCUUCAAGAUGCUAUAAGAGUGCUCGAUGUUAUUCUGCGCCAGAGUGCAGCUAGGCAGGGAUGCCUACUUGUUCGCCAGUCAUUUUUUCACAAUGACGUCCAGAACUUUGUACACAUCGGUGGAGGCGUCACUGGUGUGAGAGGCUUCCACUCAAGCUUCAGAACUACUCAGGGAGGCUUGUCCUUGAAUAUCGACACUUCAACUACGAUGGUAGUACAACCAGGCCAUGUCGUUGAUUUCCUUCUUGUAAAUCAGAAUGUGAAAGACCCAAAGUAUCUUGACUGGAAUAAGGAUAGACGUGCUCUCAAGAAUCUUAGAGUACAGGUUACCCCCUCAAAUAGAGAAUACAAGAUAACUGGACUAAGUGAAGAGCGCUGCAAAGAUCAAAUGUUUACUCGGAAUUCUAAAAACGAGAAGGGGGAAGUUGAGGAAGUUCAGACUACAGUAUACAAGUACUUCACCGAGUUUCGCGGUAUUCCACUGCGAUAUUCAGGUGACUUUCCUUGCAUCAAUGUUGGUAAGCCAAAACGCCCAACAUUCAUUCCUAUUGAGCACUGUGAACUUGUGAGUCUACAGCGUUACACAAAAUCGCUUAAUAGUCUUCAGAGGGCUUCACUGGUAGAAAAGUCUAGGCAGAGGCCACCUGAAAGGAUGGCUUCACUAACCAAUGGUCUGAAGAAGAGCAACUAUAAUGCUGACCUGGUGUUGCAAGAAAGUGGUGUCAGCAUUGGCUCUAGCUUCACUCAAGUGGAGGGACGUGUUUUACCAGCACCAAGGCUGAAAGUAGGCAAUGGAGAGGAGUUUCAACCUCGCGAUGGGCGUUGGAACUUCAAUUAUAAGAAACUUGUUGAGCCAGUCACCGUUACUAAAUGGGCUGUUGUGAACUUCUCUGCUCGGUGUGAUACAAAUAGGCUUAUUUCUGACUUGAUUAGAUGUGGAAGGAUGAAAGGAAUCAACGUAGAUCCUCCAUACAAAGUCGUAUUUCAAGAAGAUCCUAAUUAUAGGGGUGCACCAGCCAAUAUCAGAGUAGAAAAGAUGUUCGAGCAGAUGCAAUCUGAACUCAGAAAAGAAGGAAUAGAAGGAAAGCCAAAAUUCAUUCUUUGCAUUCUUGCCGAAAAGAAAAACUCUCUUGUUUAUGGGCCUUGGAAGAGGAGAAAUCUUGUUGAAGAAGGAAUUGUGACGCAGUGUAUUGCUCCUACCCCCAAAAUAAAUGAUCAGUAUCUCACCAAUGUUCUCCUCAAGAUAAAUGCCAAGCUUGGUGGACUGAACUCCCUGUUAGCUAUGGAGCGCUCACCACGAGCAAUGAUGCCUUUAGUAACGCAAGUUCCUACCUUCAUUGUUGGCAUGGAUGUAUCCCAUGGUUCCCCUGGCCAGUCUGACAUACCAUCAGUUGCUGCUGUUGUGGGAUCCAUAGAAUGGCCACUUAUCUCAAAAUAUAGGGCGUGUGUGCGCACACAAUCUCGGAAAGUGGAAAUGAUUGAUAAUCUCUUCAAACCCGCCACUAACGAAAAGGGAGAACCCGUUGAUGAUGGAAUUUUCAGUGAGCUCUUGUGGGACUUUUACUUAAGCUCGAAGAAGAGAAAACCUGAGCACAUUAUCAUUUUCAGGGAUGGUGUGAGUGAGUCUCAGUUCAAUCAAGUUCUUAACAUUGAAUUGGAUCAGAUGAUGCAGGCAUGCAAGUUUGUUGAAGAAAAUUGGGAACCCAAGUUCACAGUGAUCAUUGCCCAAAAGAACCACCACACCAAGUUCUUCCAGGCUGAAGGCCCUGGCAAUGUUCCUCCAGGAACGAUAAUUGAUAGCAAGAUUUGUCACCCACGCAACAAUGACUUCUAUCUCUGUGCCCAUAAUGGAAUGAUUGGAACUACAAGGCCAACACAUUACCAUGUGCUCUAUGAUGAGAUUGGAUUUUCGACAGAUGACCUCCAAGAACUUGUUCAUUCUCUAUCCUAUGUCUACCAGAGGAGCACCACUGCCAUCUCAGUCGUUGCACCUGUUUGUUAUGCUCAUUUGGCGGCUGCACAGAUGGGAACCGUGAUGAAGUUUGAGGACAUGUCUUUGUCUGAGACAUCAUUGACCCAUGGCGGGAUCACAAUACCUGGAGCAGUCCCUGUGCCACCAAUGCCAAAGUUGAACGUGAAUGUUGCAAGCUCCAUGUUCUUCUGCUAAAGGAAACGUCAAGCCCAAGGCAUUUUAGUUUAUUUUGGUUAUGACUGACAAAACUUUUAAAUGC